GCCCGUGUGUGUGUUGGGUUCAGGAGUAGCUGUAAACACGACGUGAGUCUAUCAUUGGAACUGACAACCACUGGUGGAAACACAGAUGAUAGCGUUUACUCUGGUAUCACUGAGUCCCUGACGCUCGACAGUUGUGAAGAUGAGUGUGUGGCUAUCACCAUCCAUAAUAACGAUUCCCUGAAGAAGGAUAAGGAAUCUUAUUUCGACGUAAAUUUAAGUCUAAAUGGUAAACCAGAUGGAGUCAAACUCUCCCCUGCCAAGUCAAAGGUCACUAUCAUAGACUCAACUACGGUAAAUUUGACCCUCAAUAUUAUGGAAGAGAGUGUGGUGGAAGGAAGUAAUGUAACACUGUGUCUGGACGUUGUCAGUGACCUGGAGUGCCCCAUUGAAUUCCCAUUCGAAUACUUUUUAUCUACUAGUGGGCAGAAUCCAUCAGAGUGUGGAAAGUGUGAUUUUGAAAAUCGCACAGACUUCAUCGUGAACUUUAAUAAAUGUGACAAACAAAACUGCGUGGAAAUUAAAACCAAAACAGACGACACUCUUGAGAGCAACGAGCAAUUCGACGUAACUCUGACAAGACACACUGAUGACCCCAGGAUUCAACCUCCGGAAAUCAUCAAAAAUUUCACCAUUACUGAUGAGUUAACUGCUGUUGUGUAUGUCAAUAUAAGUCCUGAAACCAACACUGUCUCCGAAGACAAGGGUGUUCUAAAGAUAUGUGCAGAGAUGACAGGCUGUUGUCCUGUCCAACCAGAAUUCAGUAUACCAUUUGAAAUUACAAGUGGGACUGCAGUAUAUGGGAAAGACUUUCGGGUGGAAACUGACCGCAUUGCAUUUAAGUCCUGCCAAAACAUGAGCUGUAUAGAUGUGGAGAUCAUAGACGGUGAAUCCCUGGAAAAAACUGAGUGGUUCAAGAUUGAAUUUAUGAUGGCUACCCGCACUGCUCGUAGCGAACACUCGUGGAUUGACCGUAUCCAACUCCAGGGACAAGUCCAGAACAUUACCAUUGAAGAUACUCGG
Messenger RNA from Geodia barretti, 1020 nucleotides. Lineage: Eukaryota; Metazoa; Porifera; Demospongiae; Tetractinellida; Geodiidae. The record is from the annotation of a GenBank genome assembly.